Messenger RNA from Scatophagus argus, 853 nucleotides. RefSeq lists its product as uncharacterized. NCBI's taxonomy places the organism in Eukaryota, Metazoa, Chordata, Actinopteri, Scatophagidae. The transcript is spliced from 4 exons. The record is from RefSeq and is a predicted model, not a curated record. Bases 82 to 777 code for a protein of 231 amino acids.
GUGGUUUUCCUGACAGCCAAUUUUGACAAAUGACAUGUCUGUCAAGUGUUGUCUUGGACAUUCACAUCGUCCAGCUUCAUCAUGGCUGAAUACCUGCUGUUGCUCAUCCUCAUGUAUUCCUUUUCUGAAUUGAAAGCACAAGCUCCUCUUCCACCUAAACUGACGGUGAAUCCACUGGUGAUCACAGAGACAGACUCAGUCACUCUGAACUGUCAGACUCCAUCGUCUGUCUCUGUGUCUCAGUGUUAUUUUGUCAUUGAAAGAAGAAGACCUGCACAAAGCUUCUCUUGUCUGAAGACUCUGACAGGAACUGAGCUGCUCACAAUGUCACAUCAGAGUUCACCUGCUGAGGUCGAAGUGACCUGCUCUUACUUAAAAGCGUCUCAGUCUCCAGAGAGUGACACGUCCUCCAUCAUCAUCCGAACCUCUCUUCCACCUAAACUGACGGUGAAUCCACUGGUGAUCAACGAGGCAGACUCAGUCACUCUGAACUGUCAGGCUCCAUCGUCUGUCUCUGUGUCUCACUGUUUUUUCUACACAUCAAAUGGAGGAUCCAUGAGAGACUCUUCUUGUCUGCAGACACUGACAGGAACUGAGCUGCUGAAGGUGUCAAAUCACAACAAAUGGACUUCAUCUGCUAAGGUUGAAGUGACGUGUUUUUACACUGUAAAAUUUGGAAAGUCAAAUUCUCCAUCUCCACACAGCGACACAUCCUCCAUCACCAUACACAGUGAGUGGCUGCUUUUUUCCUCCAUAUACAGACUUUAUCUGAUUUGAUAGAAAAUCAGCCACAAGAAAAGUGCUGUGCUGAAAUAUUUCAAAAGUGAAUUAGGGGUUACAAACCAAAAUGAAA